Aaosphaeria arxii CBS 175.79 is the source of this 942-nucleotide messenger RNA. RefSeq lists its product as uncharacterized. NCBI's taxonomy places the organism in Eukaryota, Fungi, Ascomycota, Dothideomycetes, Pleosporales. The transcript is spliced from 6 exons. The record is from RefSeq and is a predicted model, not a curated record. Bases 1 to 942 code for a protein of 313 amino acids.
AUGAAGGAGUCGUGCUCCCAGGAUCGUCCCGCACUGGUGGCCGUCGUUCUUCUGCUCAGAACAGGUGCCACGUUGCAGCGCGGUUCGUCGUCGUCGGAGAAAAAGAGACGGAAUAAGCAAUCCCCGCAACCCCACCAGCACCCAACAGAAGUCGAGAUAGAGUCGGAGAAGCGCAGGUCAAGAGAAACGCCACCGAAGAGGCGGUCAAAAGAAACUGUAUCCUCGCACUCGCCUCGUCAGGAACGUAGGACUCCUCGCCAUGGAGAAUCGUACCGGCCUUCUUUGAAUGUACAGCCAGAAAGUCGGAACUCUUCCCAGGAGAUGCUGUUAAAUCCACGUCCUCAUAGAAGCCAGCAUCACAGGCAGCGUCAUCCAAAACAUACAUCCCAGAGUACCCUGCGUGGUCGCGGCGAGAAGCGCGAUCCCCCUCGAAAAUCCAAGUCCAAGAGAAGUCUACAGCAUCAAAGUCCCCGAUCAGCCUGGUCUUUCCUGAUUCCUUCUCCCCCACCCAAGACGCCCUCUAGGUCUAACAACCGGAGUCAUCGAAAUUACGAAACAUUGCACUCUUCUCCAAGAAGCAACCAUCAAAGUCGAAGCCAUCAACGCCCCGCUCAACAGUACCAGCACCAAGGGACCUCGCAAUCAUCCCAAACUCAACGCCACCACCGGUCACCACGAUCAAUGACUCCCAAUACAGCUGCGCGCCGGACGCCCGACCGUCGUUUUGCUGUGCUUGCCGCAACGAACCAAGCGCUUGAGGACCUUCGCCGUGAGGCGUUUGCACAGCCUUCGCCUCCGCCACGGCGCGAACGCGUGCAACGUUACCAAGGAACCAAUCUUCCCACCUCUUCCAUCCCCUUCAACUGGGACUGCAUUAGUAGCUCCCAGACAUCCGCCGGCGGAGAAUCGAGCACGAGAUACAACAGGCGCUCUAGGAGAUGA